Molecule: messenger RNA, 534 nt
Organism: Penicillium daleae
Lineage: Eukaryota; Fungi; Ascomycota; Eurotiomycetes; Eurotiales; Aspergillaceae
Product: DUF4863 family protein
Exons: 2
Coding region: 1-534 (177 amino acids)
Source: RefSeq, a predicted model, not a curated record
AUGCAGCCUAACCACCAGAAACUAUUAGAUCGUGCUUUUGAAUUUUUCGCGGAAAUUGAAGACCUCACCCCCGGCCGGGAGUUAGAGCAGCGCCUGAACCGUGACUAUGGCCCCGGAAACCCGUACUACGAGGAUUUCUGUCGUUUAAUCCGCCACGGCAUCGAGAACCAGGAGGGGUGGGUGGCCACAGACGAGAUCGAUGGCUCGAAGUAUCGCCGGAGCAGGAUCUGUUCCCCGACCGACGCCUCGAGGUAUUUCAGCAUUACCACUGUCUAUAUGGAGAGUCAAGAUGCAUACCGAGGGCAGUACCACGCCCACCCUUACGGCGAGAUCAACUGCGUGGUUCAGCUGGACCCGACGGCCGAGCUGAUGGGCAUGAGUGGGUGGCAGGGUGCCGGGUGGACGUCACCGGGGCCGGGGACACAUCACUAUCCGGAAGUGCGUGGGGGCGCGAUUAUUGCUCUGUUUUUCCUCCCGGCAGGUCGCAUCUCAUAUAAAGCAAAGCCAGGCGCGCCGCAACCGAUCUCCAUCUAG